This is a messenger RNA of Cataglyphis hispanica, 2619 nucleotides long. RefSeq lists its product as uncharacterized. Gene Ontology annotation, molecular function: sequence-specific DNA binding. NCBI's taxonomy places the organism in Eukaryota, Metazoa, Arthropoda, Insecta, Hymenoptera, Formicidae. The transcript has 4 exons. The record is from RefSeq and is a predicted model, not a curated record. The coding region runs from base 229 to 1683 and encodes 484 amino acids.
CCAAUUGGGAGAUUGCUUGAGAAACUUCGCUACGAAUGUAAUAGGGUCUCUAUGUGAUGUUAACCCCAAAUACCAUAUAACCUGUAAAAAAAGCUGUGUUUUUAUUAAUUAUUUUUAAUUGACUUUACACUGGAACUUAGAUUAAAUUAAUCUGUCUGUCACCCCCAAUGGUGUUCAAUAAUAUGUAUAUAUUUGUACUACAGGAAUGAUUCGUGUGUAUAUAAAAUCAUGACUCGUAAAUGUGCAUUGUGUAAAGAAAGCAAUUAUAAAAGGAACAAUUAUAGUUUCUUCUCAGCUCCUAAAGAUGCAGAAACACGCAGGAAAUGGCAAAAUGCUCUUGCCAUUAAAAAUUAUACUGUCACAGAUGAUACAUAUGUAUGUAGCAGACAUUUUCACAAGAAUGAUAUUAUUACACAUUGGAUCAGUGGAGUACCCCCGCAAGUAAUAAAGAUUAAGUACAAGAAAUGUCGAUUGCGUCCAGGAGCUGUACCAAGUAGAAAUUUCCACUCGGUUAGUAACUUACAGUCAACAGAUAAAGAUAACUUAAAUCAACAUGAAGUAGAUAUUAAGAAUUUGACAUCUAAAAAGGAACAAGCAUCGGAAGAGAAUAAAAUCUUUUUGAUACCUAGAAGAAAGAAAAGUCUGAGUGACAAUGAAGAUGCAGAAAAUGAAAAUACUGAUGUGCAUUAUCACACUUACUCUAAAUCACAAAGCUAUGUGUAUAACUCGGAAGAAAAUGAUGAUUUGUAUAUCCAAUUAUCGAAAAAUAUGGAUAAGGAAGACAAUGUUUCUAUGCAUGACUCAAAAUUAAAAAAAUUAAAACCUGAUAUAAAAGAAUCAGUUAAAACAUUUAAACGCGAUAACAGUUUAAAUAUAGAUUUCGUAGAAGUAACGACUGAAUCUGUGAAUGUAGAUAAAAAAAGGAAUCAGAUAUCUAACAAAUUAAGUGCAACUCAUGCAAAAAGGUUUAAUAAAACGACGGAAUGUAGUAUCGAAAGGUAUGAUUCUUCUGAAGAAGAUGGGAUAUCGGUGGAAACUUCGAAGUACGAUAUCGAUUCCGCCCAUUCUUUUUCAAAAGAAACACCUAUAGAGAAUAAUUUAAGAAUGCCUAAUGAUUUAUACAUAGAUAAUCGAGAAUUAGCUACUUUGGAUUAUGAUUGUUUAGAUAUGAAGGAUAAAGAAACAUUUGAUACAGUCAGUGAAAAUGAGAUAUUGUUUGAAGAUUUUCUUGAAGUAUGCACAGAAGUAUCUUUACCACGUGGUUGGUCCUGCUUGGUAACAUCGAAAGGACAUGGUACCACAGUUGUAUAUCUUUGUAUGGGAAUAACAAAGGACGGAUUACCUUUUGUGGAGAAACAAGUUUUUAUAAGAAGCGAUAUGGUGUUACAUUGUGCUGCAGCUAAUAGAGAAAUUGAUCUGCUUAUGCACAAUCUCGUGAAAGAAAGGAAACAUAGCAAAAUGAGAAACUUAUUGGAUAUAGAAAUAUUUAUCGAUGAAUUUGAUCAACGAAUUAUUUGCCAAGGCUUAAACGAUCUUAGAGACUUUGAAAAUGUUGAUAUAAUCGAAAUUGCAUAUAAGGAUGGAAUCAGAUGGAGACACAUCUCUUGUCCAUUGAUUGUAAAUAACAACUCGUCCAGAUGUACAAAAUGUACUACAUUAUCACAUUUACUAAAUAAAUCUUAAAGUUUUUAUGUAGAGAGGAUCUCGGGAUAAAAUAUAAGAUCAGAAUUUCUAGGUAGUAAUUAAAAUAGAAUAAAAAUUGAGGGAAGAUUCCAAAAUAAUAGGGCAGUUUAGUGAUAAUUCUCCCGAAUAGCGAAUUUCUAUUAUACCCUUAAAUUUUCGUUCUUUCGAUUAUUAUACUCAUUAAUUGAAAGAGUAAUGUUCAAUAUUUUAAUAUGCUAGUCUAAUAUAAUUUUCAGAACUUAAAUCAAAUACAUAAGCAUAUGCAGGAAUUCUAUUCCAGCUAUUUUAAUAAUAUAGAACAAAUAUCUGAUUAAUUUUUCCUCAAUGAAAAUAUUAUAUCACUAGUAACAAUUUUAUCAUAUUUUGAUAUCAAAACUUUACAGAACAAAUUAAAUUCUGCUAAUAUGUAUGAUUUCCCUUCACUAUUUACAUACAAUCAAGUGAGAAAUAAAGUAUAAAAUUUUGGUGUCUUUUUAAUUUAAUAAAGUUUAAUUCGCAAAGAAAGUGUCCCUUUACUUUUACUGCUUAUAAAUUAAAUACAGAGUGAGUCUGAUAAAAAUUUCACCACAUUUUUUUCGACAACAAUUAGGUCAACUUUUUAUCAGACUCAUCCUAUAUAAUAACGUCUAUAUAUUGACGUCUAUUAGUAUUUUUGUUUUUAAUUUAAUUAAGAAAAAUUUGCCAAUAAGGAUUUAUUUUAAAAGUGGAAUAUCCUGUAUAUACUUGUAUAACAGACACAUCAUACAUACUUUCAAUACAUUGAUAUUUUUCUAUAGAUAGUAUAUAUUGUAUGUUUGUACUAUGUAUUUGUGUGCAUAUGCACAUGUAUGUACAUGGAACAAUAUUAAUCACAAGGAUUUAUUUUAUUAUGAAUAAUCACACUUCUUUCAAUAUAUACGAAAUAAAUUAUUAUAAUUAAAAGAUUAUGUAAAAUAA